Molecule: messenger RNA, 152 nt
Organism: Sphaeroforma arctica JP610
Lineage: Eukaryota; Ichthyosporea; Ichthyophonida
Exons: 1
Source: RefSeq, a predicted model, not a curated record
AUCCGCGAUUAACGGGUGGGAAGGGGACGAAGAAACCAACCGAUGCUGUGCCGCAUUAUGUGCGCAACUUUCUGCGCAAACUGGAACAGUUCAAAGAGAAAACCAAAGUGCAACCGGUGAGUAUCAACGGUACAUAUACCAUGUAUCUGUAG